GCGCACAUGGAGCGAAAAUGGGCAUGUGUGCAGUCUUAUAUUGCUUCUUUAUGGUGGAUGUAUUUCUACAAGGUCUAACAGAUGUGAUUCAAACACAGCAGACUGUGAUGGUAAAAGUAGGAGAAGAUGUUCAUCUCAGUUGUCAGCUCAUGCAGACUAAAGAUGUUCUUCAGGUCACCUGGCAGAAAGAUUUACCUGAGGGGAAGAAGAAUAUCGCUACCUACAGUGAACACUAUGGACAAACAGUGAAUCCUGGUUUUCAGGGGAAAGUGGAGUUUAAAGAUGCUGGACUGAAGAACUGCUCCAUAGUUAUCAGGAAGGUGAUGGAGCAGGAUGAAGGCUGCUAUCUCUGUUUGUUUAACACGUUUCCUGAUGGUUCUCUGACAGGAAGAACCUGCCUCCAGCUCUAUGAGCUGCAUGAACCCAUUCUACAAAUCAGAGAAUCAAACUCUACUGAAGAGACAGUUGUGUCCUGCUCGGCCACAGGUCGUCCUGCUCCCACAGUAACUCUGAAUGUCCCACAACAAGACCUCUACUUCUCUAACAGCAGCACAGUCAGUGUCACCAACACCAACGCUACAGUCACUGUCACCACUACAGCUGUGCUGUGUGGUUUCCACGGAAACGGUACACAGGUUGGAUGUGCAGCACGACUGCUCUCAGUCCCUGAAAUUCAGGUGUUUAAGACGAUUCCUGAAGUCAAUCAAUCAUCUGAUGAUGAUCACACUUUGAUCCGUACAUGGAUCCCAGCAGUGGUCGUUGUUUGUUUUACUGUAGUCAUCACUCUCAUCUUUGUCCUGCUCAAACAUAAGAACAGCUGGUCACACAGGGAUGUUGAAAAUACCAAGGCACUGCAAAAUCCAUUGCCCAAAUCACCUUUAAUGGAGAAGGAGAACCAGGUGAUCAGACUACGGUCACCUCUGCAGGAAAUCCAAAAAGGGGAGAAUCCAGAAUUUCAAGACAUAGUUCUUAAUCUGAGUUUUGAUUAACAAACCAUGGGACGCUGAGAAUAUCAAGACGACACUGAAUCUCAAAACUCGUAAGAUGAUUUCAUAUUUGUACUCAUAUUGAAAUUUCCUCUCAAUAAUGU
Messenger RNA from Scomber scombrus (Atlantic mackerel), 1090 nucleotides. Its product is annotated as OX-2 membrane glycoprotein-like. The record is from RefSeq and is a predicted model, not a curated record. Lineage: Eukaryota; Metazoa; Chordata; Actinopteri; Scombriformes; Scombridae. The coding region runs from base 18 to 989 and encodes 323 amino acids. The transcript is spliced from 6 exons. Gene Ontology annotation, molecular function: cell-cell adhesion mediator activity.